Messenger RNA from Funneliformis geosporum, 1983 nucleotides. The record is from the annotation of a GenBank genome assembly. NCBI's taxonomy places the organism in Eukaryota, Fungi, Glomeromycota, Glomeromycetes, Glomerales, Glomeraceae.
AUGCGAUACAUUUACGACGAGCAGGGCGUUACUUUUAACUAUUUUAUAUUAACGUUUUUAUCAUUAUUUCUUAUUCCAACCACUCUUUCUUUGUUUUUGAAUAAGAAUAAGGAUUCGACAUUACGCAAAUCUACUUGCAAUUGUGAAGCAUGUUUACGUAAAGAAAAUUUUCUGAAAAAUCGUAAAACGAGUCUAUCCGAUCGUAUCAACAAAAAGGCUAUUUUUGCUGCAGUCGGAUGGGUAUUCUUUGCUUAUUUAAUUUACCAGAUUACAACCGUAAAAUUUGAAAUUGAUGUAUGGGACCCAUAUGAAGUAUUGGGCAUUUCUGAGGGUUCAACACUUCCACAAAUUAAAAAACAUUUCAAAGAGCUCAGUAGAAAAUGGCAUCCUGACAAGGCCCCAGCAGAUCAGAAAGCUGAAUAUGAAAGUAAAUUCAUUGACUUUACUAAAGCCUAUAAAGUAUUGACUGAUGAUGAUAUACGCAAAAAUUAUGAGGAAUGGGGUCAUCCCGAUGGUAAACAAGCUUAUUCUUUGGGUAUUGCCCUACCGACAUGGUUGAUCGAAGCCAAAAAUAGUCCAUUUGUGCUAGGUAUUUAUGCUCUUGCGUUUGGAAUAGGCCUUCCCUUCUUUGUAGGUCGAUGGUGGUAUAGUUCUAAUUCUUAUACCAAGGAUAAGAUUAGAACUCAUACAAUGGACUUGUAUUUCAAAGAAUUGAGAAAUAAUUCCACCAUAAGGCAGAUAUUAGAUUUGCUUUCUGCCUCAGUGGAAUAUAAGGAAUUGGUGGAACAGCGAGCAUCAGAUGAAACAUUGUUACCACAAGUAACAUCGUCAGUGAAAGAAGAAUUGGACAAAAGAUUUAGUGAAAAAUAUCAGAUGAGCAAAAGAUACACCGCACCAUAUUGUCAAAAAGCAAAUGCAUUGCUUCAUGCUCAUUUAUUGAGGGUCAAUUUUUCUGAUGAAGAUUUGUUGAAAGAUAAAUAUUUUAUUGUAGAGCGUUCUAUACACCUUAUCAACGGUAUACUUGAUAUUGCAUUAGCACAUCGUUGGCUUCAAACAAGUUUACGUUGCAUGGAGCUUUCACAACUUUUAGUUCAAGCAAUGUGGUUUCAAGAGAAUAUGCUUGUUCAAUUACCUUACAUUAAUCAGGAUGUAUUAAAAACAAUGAAGAUAAAAAAAAAAAACAUAAGAAAUAUUGCACAACUUCGCGAUUUAAGUGAAGAAGAAAGAAACAAUGUAUUCAAAGGAUCAUUUUCUCCCUCUGAAUAUGACUCUCUUAUGCGAAUCGCUAAAUUAUAUCCACUUUUACAAGUAGAUCGCGCAUAUUUCAAAGUUGUUGGAGAUAAGAUUAUAACACCUGGAUCCAUCGUUACUUUAAUUAUUAAGCUUAGAAUAGUGAAUUCAAAAUCAAAAGCCGAGGAAAUUAAAAUGAAUGGAGUUAGUAAUGAUGACGACGAUGAUGAAGAAGAAAAAGGUAGUUAUCUUGAUAGUGAAGAUGAAUUGUUAUAUGGUGGAAACAAAAAUAAACAAAUUUCGAACGAAAAGAACGAUUUUGUACAUGCACCCUAUUUAUCAAGAGACAAAAAACCAUAUUGGUGGAUAUUUAUGGCAGAUGAUAAAAAAGAUAAAAUUAUUAUUGAACCAAUGAAGGUCACAGAUAUUGUUACAACUAGGACAAUUAAACGUCAAUUUCAAGCACCACAAGAACCAGGUUUAUAUUCGUUUGUUGCAUAUAUUAAGAGUGAUUCAUAUGUUGGUACUGAUAUAAGAAAAGAUUUAAGGCUUGAUGUUAAAAAAUUAUCAGAACUUCCUCCAGAAGAGGAACUUGAUGAUGAUAUUUCAGAACCUGAGGAAGAUUCUCUUGCGGGACAAAUGAAAUUAAUGAGAGAACAAGGAUUUGCAGCUGCAGUGGCAGGAGGAGGUGGAGAUCAGAAAACGAAGAAAGAGGAUGAUGAUAGUGAUAGUAGUGACAGUGAUGAUGAUUAA